Messenger RNA from Penicillium chermesinum, 243 nucleotides. RefSeq lists its product as uncharacterized. The record is from RefSeq and is a predicted model, not a curated record. The coding region runs from base 1 to 243 and encodes 80 amino acids. NCBI's taxonomy places the organism in Eukaryota, Fungi, Ascomycota, Eurotiomycetes, Eurotiales, Aspergillaceae. The transcript is spliced from 4 exons.
AUGGCGGCUUCAAUAGCUCCCGAGUGCAAUGAAGUCAAAGAGAAAUAUGACACUUGUUUCCUCAAGUGGUACAGUGAGAAAUAUCUCCGUGGAAACACCAAAUCAACCGAUUGUGAUGAGUUGUUCGCCAAGUACAAGACCUGCUUGCAGAAAUCUUUAAAGGAGAAAGGUCUCGAUACUAUGCUUGAUGAGGCCCGAAAAAGCGGCAGCGAAACAGAUGCCGAGUUCCUGAAAAAGUCAUGA